Molecule: messenger RNA, 1104 nt
Organism: Verticillium alfalfae VaMs.102
Lineage: Eukaryota; Fungi; Ascomycota; Sordariomycetes; Glomerellales; Plectosphaerellaceae
Product: mannan endo-1,6-alpha-mannosidase DCW1
Exons: 4
Coding region: 1-1104 (367 amino acids)
Biological process (GO): carbohydrate catabolic process; fungal-type cell wall biogenesis
Molecular function (GO): mannan endo-1,6-alpha-mannosidase activity
Source: RefSeq, a predicted model, not a curated record
AUGACGGCAUUGCGGGGCAGACCAAUUGGCCAACUUGGCCGGGUCUUCACAAUCGUUCUAUUCGCCCUCACCCGCGUCUCAUCCGCUUAUGACCUGAUCCUGAUUCCGAAGCAGAGGACACGAUGGAAGAUCUAUCGUGCGAUGAGCCCGGACAGACACAAGGCUUGCUGCCGACCCGCGUACUACUGGUGGGAGGCCGGUGCGCUCAUGGGCACCAUGAUUGACUACUGGUACUACACGGGUGACGACACAUGGAACGAUAAGGUGGUGCAGGCACUCAUGCAUCAGGUCGGAGAGUUCAACGACUACAUGCCCGACAACCAGACACUCACUGAAGGAAACGACGACCAAGGCUUCUGGGGACUCGCCGUCAUGUCCGCCGCCGAACAGCGGUUUCCCGACCCUCCCGAGGACCAGCCUGGCUACCUCGGCCUCGCCCAGGCCGUCUUCAACACCCAGGCCGCGCGCUGGGACCCGGGCCACUGUGGCGGUGGCCUAAGAUGGCAAAUCUUCAACUGGAACAAGGGAUUCGACUACAAAAACACCAUUUCGCAGGGCUGUUUCUUUGCGCUCGCCGCUCGCCUUGCUCUUUACACCGGCAACUCAUCUUAUGCUGAUUGGGCCGAGCGAACGUGGGAUUGGACCAAGGCCGUGGGCUUUAUCGACGACAACUACUCCGUGUUCGACGGUGCUCACAUUCCGACCAAUUGUACCAACAUUGUGCCGUACCAGUGGUCCUACAACGUCGGCGUUUUCAUCAAUGGCGCCUCUGCUAUGUACAACUUCACCGGCUCAGACGAAUGGAAGGAAAGGCUCGACAACGAGAAGGGCGGGCCGAUUGACCAGCGGUCAGGGAGCGAUCUGGACUCGUCGAGGAACAGCGAGGUUCCAACACCCGUGCCCAUGCAGAAGGGCCUGACGAACAGCCGGCGAGCGCUGAACGACGGAGCGAUCGACGACAAGAAUGCCAACGUCAUUCAGCGGGAGAUGAGUGGAGGAAGUGGAAGCGGCGGCAGCGGUUGGGCAACACCAGUGUCAGAAGCCGGCCAGCGGGAUUCAAAUCGGUUGAGCAGGAAGAGUAUGCUCUCAAGCACGAUAAACUAA